AUGAUGAAUGGAGGUGAUAUCAAGAAAGCUGUGAUCAAUAAAGGAAAACAAAUGGCAAGCGUUGCCUCGGCAGCCGCCAAUGGCAAUGGUAGUAAGAAGAGGAGAAAGGGCACCGAUUUGAAACCGAUUGUCACAAACGAAAACAUGGCGGUGGAAUCGAAUUCAGGGAGUACUUCCAGCCAAGGUGUGCCGGCCGCAUCCUCGCUCCCUCACCAGAAAGCUGCAUACGGAAUUCCUCUGUCGCGGUCCGACUCGUCGUCAUCCGGAGAAGAGCAAGAAACCACGGCAGACGAAGAGGAUUCUGAGGAUUACUGCAAAGGCGGUUACCACCCGGUGCAUGUCGGCGAGACAUACAACAACGGCCGGUACGUUGUCGUUCGCAAGCUGGGAUGGGGCCAUUUUUCGACUGUCUGGUUGUCGCGCGACACGACAAAUGGCAAACACGUCGCAUUAAAAGUCGUGCGAUCUGCUGCACACUACACCGAGACCGCGAUUGAUGAAAUCAAAUUGCUCAAUAAAAUCGUCCAGGCAAACCCGAGUCACCCAGGUCGGAAACACGUCGUGAGUCUGUUGGACUCAUUCGAGCACAAGGGUCCUAAUGGUGUGCAUGUGUGCAUGGUUUUUGAGGUACUUGGCGAGAACUUGCUCGGGUUGAUUAAACGAUGGAAUCACCGUGGCAUCCCGAUGCCGUUGGUUAGACAGAUUACGAAACAGGUGUUGCUCGGAUUGGAUUAUUUGCAUCGGGAAUGCGGCAUAAUCCACACGGAUUUGAAGCCGGAGAACGUUUUGAUCGAGAUCGGCGACGUGGAACAGAUUGUCAAGACGUAUGUGAAGGAGGAACAAAAGACAGAAAAGGAUGAUAAUCGCAAUGGUCGCCGAAGGAGAAGGACGCUCAUUACCGGGAGUCAACCACUCCCGAGUCCUUUGCACACCAGUUUCAGUCAUAUGGAUCCGUUCAAGAUGAGCAGCUCACAUAGUAGUCUAAGCCAGGUGAUGAACGAUUCUGAUACAUCGAAACUUGGAUUGUCGAUGAAAGAUGCACUGGGUAUCAAGGAAAACAUUCCCACAAUUCCCGAAGAUGAAAAGCAAAAUCAGCGUGAAAAGACAGCUGAUCUACUGGAACGAGAGGUAUCCGGUAUCUCCCUAGACAAAAGCACAUCCGAGUCGUCUAGCCAAGAAAAGGAGGGCGAAAACGACAUCAUUUCCGUCAAAAUUGCAGACCUGGGUAACGCCUGCUGGGUUGGACACCAUUUCACAAACGAUAUUCAGACUCGUCAAUACCGGUCACCAGAGGUGAUUCUUGGGGCAAAAUGGGGCGCCAGCACAGACGUCUUCGAACUCAUCACAGGCGACUACCUCUUCGACCCCCAAUCUGGCACCAAAUACGGCAAAGACGACGACCACAUCGCCCAAAUAAUCGAACUGUUAGGCAACUUCCCCCGCUCUCUCUGCAUGACCGGCCGCUGGUCCCAGGAAAUUUUCAACCGCCGCGGCGAACUCCGCAACAUCCAUCGCCUCCGUCACUGGGCUCUGCCCGACGUCCUCCGCGAAAAAUACCACUUCACAUCCGAAGAAGCCAUACAAAUAAGCGAAUUCCUAUUACCCAUGCUCGAACUACUGCCAGAGGAUAGAGCGAACGCAGGCGGAAUGUCUAGUCAUGAUUUCUUGAAAACGACUCUGGGUAUGAGCGAUGUUCAAGACUUGGGCAUUGAACCGGGGACGAAAGGCGAAGGUAUUGAGGGGUGGGCUUCGGAGGUGAAACGGCGAUAG
Molecule: messenger RNA, 1770 nt
Organism: Talaromyces amestolkiae
Lineage: Eukaryota; Fungi; Ascomycota; Eurotiomycetes; Eurotiales; Trichocomaceae
Exons: 5
Coding region: 1-1770 (589 amino acids)
Biological process (GO): protein phosphorylation; regulation of mRNA processing; spliceosomal complex assembly
Molecular function (GO): ATP binding; protein kinase activity
Source: RefSeq, a predicted model, not a curated record